UUACAACAAAUAAAUGCAUUUCUCCAUCAGGUAACUGGAGCUGCUCAUGGACUUGGACGUGCGAUAGCCCUAGAGCUGGCUAAACAGGGCUGUCACAUAGCCAUAGCUGAUAUCAAUUUGGAGGGCGCUGAAGAAACAGUGCGACAAAUCACUGAGGCUUACCCGGUGCGCAGCAGGGCAUAUAAGGUGGAUGCGGCUAGCUAUAGCGAGCUGAGUGAGCUCAAAUCGAAUAUACUGAGAGAUCUAGGACCGGUAACGAUACUGAUAAAUAAUGCUGCAAUUCUAUUGCUCGACAAUCCCAUGGAUCCUGAUCCCAAGGAUAUACAGCGCAUCGUCGAUGUCAACUUCACUUCCCAUUUCUGGACCAAAAAACUGUUUCUGCCCCAAAUGAAGCAGCUGAACAAGGGGCACAUCGUCAACAUAAGUUCCUGCACCAGCGUCCUGCCCUUUCCCUAUAACAGCGCUUAUUGCGCCACCAAGUUUGGGGUCACAGGUCACAUGAGAGCGCUGCGCCUGGAGCUGGCCUUCGAGAAGUGCCACAACAUCCACGUCUGCACGGUUUUGCCCUGGUUUCUUCGAACCAACAACGAAGUCUGCGACUUGAAUGAAAUGAUUAAGUUCAGCGAUUUUUAUCCACUCAUCAGUGGCGCCGGUGCCGCCCGUCGCAUCGUUAAGGGUAUUCUAAAUAACGAGCGUGAAGUCUUUUUGCCCGAUUUCCUCUGUCUCCUCUAUCGUCUACUCUAUCUGUUUCCGCUUAGCUGGCAGGAGAAGGUAUUUGUAUUAUUUUCAAGAAAACAUAUUCAGAUGAUGGUCAAAGUACGAUCCUAAGCUUGUAUUAUAUCGACUUUAGUUUUUGGUAACAACUAAAUUUCGAUGAAGAGUCUUAUAUGAUCUACUUUGUGAUUUU
This is a messenger RNA of Drosophila navojoa, 907 nucleotides long. Its product is annotated as estradiol 17-beta-dehydrogenase 11. NCBI's taxonomy places the organism in Eukaryota, Metazoa, Arthropoda, Insecta, Diptera, Drosophilidae. Gene Ontology annotation, cellular component: lipid droplet. Gene Ontology annotation, molecular function: oxidoreductase activity, acting on the CH-OH group of donors, NAD or NADP as acceptor. The record is from RefSeq and is a predicted model, not a curated record.